Messenger RNA from Drosophila kikkawai, 2018 nucleotides. It is a transcript of the gene Rho1, whose product is annotated as ras-like GTP-binding protein Rho1. Gene Ontology annotation, biological process: small GTPase-mediated signal transduction. The record is from RefSeq and is a predicted model, not a curated record. Gene Ontology annotation, molecular function: GTPase activity; GTP binding; protein kinase binding. Lineage: Eukaryota; Metazoa; Arthropoda; Insecta; Diptera; Drosophilidae. Gene Ontology annotation, cellular component: cytosol.
CGAAGGUUCAUCGCGCUACCGAGAAACGAAACGGAUGAACAUUGUUCAUCGUCAUUUUGCAUGGGAAAAAAUCGUCGAGUUCAAUUCGAAUUUUUGUAAUUGCAUUAACUUUUAUACGAUAUAGCUAACGGUAGACGCAUAAGAAUCAACAAAUUUGUGCCAUUUUGUAAGCAAAUUAAGUGUCGAAUUCGUGCUGAGUGUUGUGAAAUCACCAUAAAUUAACUUCCAAUGACGACGAUUCGCAAGAAAUUGGUAAUUGUCGGCGACGGUGCCUGCGGUAAAACUUGCCUUCUGAUUGUCUUCAGCAAAGAUCAGUUCCCCGAGGUCUAUGUGCCCACCGUGUUUGAGAACUAUGUGGCCGACAUCGAGGUGGACGGCAAACAGGUGGAGCUGGCCCUGUGGGAUACGGCCGGGCAAGAAGACUACGACAGACUACGACCGCUGAGUUAUCCCGACACUGACGUCAUACUGAUGUGUUUCUCAGUGGAUUCACCCGAUUCGCUAGAAAAUAUUCCUGAGAAAUGGACCCCAGAGGUCAAGCACUUUUGUCCAAAUGUUCCAAUCAUUUUGGUAGGAAAUAAGAAAGAUUUGCGAAAUGAUCCCAACACAAUUCGGGAUCUCGCAAAGAUGAAACAGGAGCCGGUGAAGCCGCAGGAGGGUCGCGCCAUGGCCGAGAAGAUUAAUGCCUUUGCCUAUUUGGAGUGCUCGGCCAAGUCCAAGGAGGGUGUGCGAGAUGUUUUCGAGACGGCAACUAGGGCCGCGCUGCAAGUCAAAAAGAGGAAGAAGACCAGAUGCCUUUUGCUCUAAAAGAGCAAAUCAACAACAUGAAAAUCUUUACCACACACACAGCAAAACAACAACAUACACACACUCACACACACGAACACACCUUUUACAACAAUAACGAGCUGAAGAACCACUCAACAACAUCGGAUACAUGAAGCUGCACCACCCAACAAACAACAAAAAAGCGAGCGCUAGAGAAACAUCAGAAGCAGACGCGGUAGCAGAAACAGAACAAAAGCCACACAAGAUCGGUCGGUGGUGGAGGGAGCAGCGCGGUAGAAUGAGACCCCAGGAGAAUGUCAAAUGCGGAUUUGAUUUUAUAUACAGUCUAGUGUAGUUAUAAACCGAAGUAAACAACAGUAAUAACUAUGGCAUUAUUAUUUGUAACCCUAGGGCAGAGAGCAGAUCGAUCAGUCAGCCACUGCAAGCAAAUAUAUAUCGAUAUAUGUAAACAUAUUCAAGUUGUGUCCGUUUCUGUCCAACCCUCCUACGCCUCCUAAUCGAUGUAAGUUUCGUGAUUGUCCUUCUUUGUUGUCAAGUGUAGCCGGCCAGCAGCUGUGGCAGGAUUAGACUGUGUGCGCGUGUGAGGGUAAGGCAGGUGAAGUGAAUCGGUGGAAUCAGAAUCAGCCGUUGGACCCCAAUGGGUCCCAGCGAGCUAAGGCGACGUUAAGGAGCGAGGAAUUAGGAUCAAGUUGAGGACGAAAGUAAUAUUCCCUUUAAAUCUAUCAGAGACCAGGCCGCCAAUAGUCGAUGCAAGUAAAAGAAACUACAUUACAAGAACCGAACUAAACACAAAACAAAAACAAAACGAUAAAUGUUUAUUUAAACUAAACGUAAGCCACAAAUGAGAUGCAUUCAGUUUUCGCGUGGGAGAGAUGCUAUAGAAGGGAGAACAAUUUUGAUGAAGUGAAACUAUUUCGAGCGCAUUAAGCGAGUUUUUAAUAUUUGUACUUUGCAUUAAAACGAGUGGAAAACAUAAAAAAAGAUACUACAAAACAAACAAACAACCAAACUAUAUGAUGAGUAUUUUAUGAUUUUAUAAAAUACGAAUAUACAUAUAAUUAUACUAUACAGUACAUAUGAAUGUGUGUAUGUCUCUUUUUUGUAUUUUGUACCGUCGUCAAUCGUGUAAUUCUCACACAGAAGUUGAAAAACUCGGAAGAUGCAUCAGAUACAACCAAACUAUAUUAUACUUAUGAAUAAACAGUACAUUUGAUCUACUCUUGGUUUAA